AUGCAAACGCACAAACGCAUCGCAUCACGUCGCAAACCGACCACUCACAGUCUCGGUCUCGGAAUCGCCCAUGCCCAUGCCACGCUGCCACGCUGCAGCGAUCUACCACCCUACCUGCCGUCUUCGACACCGCAUGUUCCGAGCGCGGCCGUGGGAAUCACGGAGGCCGGCGUCGGAAGUGGAAGACAGAUGCAGAGAGGACACGAGGGGGAAUUAGCGUACCAGCUCGUCGGGGAUGCAAGGAGAGGUGGAACGAUCGUGCGUGGACACACGGAUCACGACUGCCAUUCACUUAGUGGCAUGAUUCCAACCCAACGUGAGCCAUCUGAGCGUAUAGCGAACGCCGUCGACACAUCCGGCCGCCCACUGCUUCAACAACUUGUCAAGGAAGACUACGCCAUGCUAGUGUCCACCAGAGAAGCGGCAGCCUGUGCGCUGAAGGAACGCCGUCUUCUCUGA
Messenger RNA from Colletotrichum lupini, 459 nucleotides. RefSeq lists its product as uncharacterized. The record is from RefSeq and is a predicted model, not a curated record. The transcript has 2 exons. The coding region runs from base 1 to 459 and encodes 152 amino acids. NCBI's taxonomy places the organism in Eukaryota, Fungi, Ascomycota, Sordariomycetes, Glomerellales, Glomerellaceae.